Molecule: messenger RNA, 423 nt
Organism: Ectocarpus sp. CCAP 1310/34
Lineage: Eukaryota; Phaeophyceae; Ectocarpales; Ectocarpaceae
Source: the annotation of a GenBank genome assembly
AUGGAGAUGUGUGCCGUGAAGGUAGCCCUAGCCCUGGACACCUCGUUCGCUGCGCUCGUGGCCGCCGAGAACGAGUGGGCGAAGGCUGCAGGGCGCCGACGAAGCUCGGGCAGCGGAAGCAUCGACGACAGCGAACCCGUGCUCACGGCUGCUGAGGCCGCCGCUGCCGCCGCGAGCGCAACGGCGGCAGUCGCCGCCCAGAGCAAGAGCGACGGCGCCGAUGCGACAGCAGGAGGGGGGAGGCGAGGCAGCCUGGGAGGCCGUCGAGGUUCUGCGACGCUGUCGGGGCUAGGGGAUGGUGGGCUCCAAGAGGUGGGGGCACGGGUGCCGCAGAUCUCCAACCGGAGGGGGAGCGGGACAUCGAAGGCGGACGUGGAGAAACUCAAGCGUCGAACGGAGUACGGUAAAGAGCUUGUUUCGUGA